AUGGCUUCAGAGCUAAGUGAAUCGUCAAGUUCACCUGACAUUCUCACACCCGCAGUCAGUGUCGAUGAACAGCGCGACCAUGUCGCAACGACUGCACAUGGUCUCGGUGACGGUGUUACGGCUGUUCAAGACGAUAUGGCUCUAGGUAUGGAGCUCAUGAUCAAGAAAAUGCAAAUUCAGUCCGGGGUUGAGUCUACUGAGAAUGCUCAACCAAGUCGAGAGACUAUCGUCGGAGUGAUUGGCGAGAAUCUGCAAUCGGAGAUCUGUACGAUUAGUGUCGGCGAGGAAAAGGUGAACUUCAAUGCGCAUCUUGCAAUUCUUAAACAAUCACCAGUCCUCGCUACACUGCUGAAGCACAAACAAAAACCAAACAAACCUUUACGUAUCGUGUUUCCUAACCAAAGUCCGCCGAUAAUCCGUGGAAUCUUGCAGUAUCUCUAUGGUCAAGAGCUUUCUCAGCGCACUUCUGAUACAGCUCAACAAGUUGAAGAGCUUUGUGAGACAUACACCAUAGCUGGCGACCUUAAGCUUGAUAUAUUGCAGGGCGUCAUCAUCGAUUCGCUGGACUCGAACACGGAGCCUGAUAUGAGCAAGGAUUUCCUCUGCGCAGCAGAGAAAGUGUACAAGAAAUGCGCAGCAAGAUGGCCAUUUCGAGAAUUCUUCAAGCGAAAGAUCAAGGAAGAGAUCCGCAAAGAAGGCCUUGAUGACUCUAGCCACCUCUACUACGCUUUUGAGGACCUCGUGGCUGCUGGCGGAGAGCUUGCUAUUGACAUCGCCAAAGUCCUUAUGGAAGUCUGUACAGAAAGAAUUGAAAUUUGCCCAGACAAGCUUCCCAACGCAAGAGCACAAUACGCAGAAAGCGAGCUUGCCUUAAUGUAUACGACAAACGACGUAUUGCGCGCCAAGAUUGCCGCCGCAGAUGUUCGGUCCAAAGACAUAGAAAAAGCUUUUGAAGCGGCUCAAAAGAACGCAGCAUCAAACGUGGAAGUCGCAGGAAAUAUCGCAAGAGCGGCGCAGCAUCAGCGGGAGAGCGCUGAAACUGCUCUUGAGAACGAACGAGCCAGGGCAGAUUCUGCAGAAGCGAGAUUACACGAACUCAGCGAGCGAGCACUGGCAGCAGAGCAACGGUUAGAAAGUCUGAAGAAGGCAAGCAGCGGGCAGCAAGACAUGUCCAACAUCAGGGACCAAGCCAAGAAUCAGGAGGCGCAAGCCACAAAAACGACUGGGCCACGAACGUCUAGAUGGAGAAGCUUGCAAGACGUCUGGGGUCAGAUGGAGGAUGAAGGUGUUGUCGCCAUUGCAAGCAAAAGUCAAUCUUCGCCAUUCCCAGGGUGUCUGGCAUUCGAGCAAGGCGAUCUAAUCACGAACAUCGGGAUCUGGGACAACCAAUGGGUCGGAUCCUGUCAUGGAAAUCGUGGUUACUUCCAGCUUGACUGCGUGGAAAACCCUGAGAUGCUUGAAGGACGUUUCCGCUGGUAG
Messenger RNA from Endocarpon pusillum Z07020, 1479 nucleotides. RefSeq lists its product as uncharacterized. Bases 1 to 1479 code for a protein of 492 amino acids. Gene Ontology annotation, molecular function: protein binding. The record is from RefSeq and is a predicted model, not a curated record. The transcript has 3 exons. Lineage: Eukaryota; Fungi; Ascomycota; Eurotiomycetes; Verrucariales; Verrucariaceae.